UAUGACGGCCACGCGGAGGGCGCCACGCAGCCUUCCCAGAGCCCGAGCCCGGGCCCCCUCCGCGGCGGCUUUUCCCGAUCCCGGCAGACGCAGGACUGGGUCCUGCAGAGUUUUGAGGAGCUGAGGGAGAGAGCACCCGAUCCCGCCCUGCUGCAGUUCAAGUCAACUCCAGACCUCCUUCGAGACCAGCAGGAGGCUGCCCCAGCAGGCAGCACAGACCACGUGAAGGCCACCAUCUACGGCAUCCUGAGGAAGGGAAGCUCGGAAAGUGAGGCCUCGGUGUGGAGAAAGGUUAGUUUGGUCCUGGAGCAGACGCAGCCUCUCACGAUGGUUGCUCCUGGUUCUACCAAGGCCCUAGCAGGGCAGGGCGAGCUCACCCGAAAAGUGGAGGAGCUACAGAAAAAGCUGGCUGAAGAGGUAAAGAAGCGACAGAAGCUCGAGCCCGUCCGAGGUGGGCUGGAGCGGCAGCUGGAGGAGAAGGAGGAAGAGUGCACCCGACUGCAGGAGCUGCUGGAGAGGAGGCAGGGGGAGGCCCAGCAGAGCACCAAGGCGCUGCAGAACACGAAGCUCCUUCUGGAGCAGGAGGAAAGGGUACGGCAUGGGCUGGAGACCCAGCUGACGGAACUUCAGAGCAAGCUGAAACAGGGCCCCGGCUCCGAGCCUGCCAAGGAGGUGCUCCUGAAGGACCUGUUGGAGACCCGGGAACUUCUGGAAGAGGUCUUAGACGGGAAACAGCGGGUAGAAGAGCAGCUGAGGCUUCGGGAGCGGGAGUUGACAGCCCUGAAGGGGGCCCUGAAGGAGGAGGUGGCGUCCCGUGAUCAGGAGGUGGAGCACGUCCGGCAGCAGUGCCAGCGAGACACGGAGCAGCUCCGCCAGAGCAUGCAGGACGCAAGCCAGGAUCAGGCAGCGCUGGAGGCUGAGAGGCAGAAGAUGUCUGCGCUGGUACGGGAGCUGCAGAGGGAGCUGGAGGAGACCUCAGAGGAGACAGGGCAUUGGCAGAGCAUGUUCCAGAAGAACAAGGAGGAGCUUCGAGCCGCCAAGCAGGAACUCCUGCAGCUACGGAUGGAGAAGGAAGAGAUGGAAGAGGAGCUUGGGGAGAAGAUGGAAAUCUUUCAGAGGGAUUUAGAGCAGGCGCGAGCUGGAGCUAGAGAUACUCGCCAGGUUGAAGAGCUCAAGAAGGAGCUGCGCCAGACUCAGGACGAGCUGCAGGAGCUGCAGGCCGAGCGGCAGAGCCAGGCCGUAGCCGAGCGCCACCGGGACCGCGAGCUGGAGAAGCAGCUGGCGGUCCUGAGCACACCACCGCCCGGCGUUGGUGUCGCUUCCUCCCGGCCCUUGGGCCCUCCGCCCUGGCCAAGCCCUCCCUCCCUAAAUACCACCGGGUUUUCUCUUGGGAGCUGUGUGCUUCCAGUUCGCCUUCCCAGGUCCUCCGUUGACCUUGCUUUUAUCCCCGGGGGUGUAAUCUGGUGUGAAUGUUUCAGACUUCCGCCCUGGUGUUUUUGUCUCCUCUCUCCCUCUUCUUGCACUGUGUCUCGAUCUCCUUGGGGCUUCCUCUCGAGCCUGUUUCCACUGUACAUUUUUUUCCAUAAAUACCUGCUUUUCCUCCGCCGCCUACCCACCUUCCUUGAAGGGAGCCCAAGCCGUGGCUCUUGCCAGACCAACACCACCAUCUCUCCCCGCUCCCAGGCAGAGAAACAGCGGCUCCAGGAGGCGCUGAAUGAAGCACAGGAGGAGGAGGGGAGCCUGGCAGCCACCAAACGGGCCCUGGAGGUUCGUCUCGAGGAGGCCCAGCGGGGGCUGGCGCGCCUGGGCCAGGAGCAGCAGGCCCUGAACCGGGCGCUGCAGGAGGAGGGCAAGCAGCGGGAGGCGCUGCGGCGGAGCAAGGCGGAGCUGGAGGAGCAGAAGCGCUUGCUGGACAGGACCGUGGAGCGACUGAACCAGGAGCUGGAGCAGAUUGGGGACGACUCAAAGCAAGCCCUGCAGCAGCUCCAGACCCAGCUGGAAGAUUAUAAGGAGAAGGCCCGGCGGGAGGUGGCAGAUGCUCAGCGCCAGGCUAAGGAUUGGGCCAAUGAGGCAGAGAAGACCUCAGGGGGGCUGAGCCGCCUUCAGGAUGAGACCCAGAGGCUGCGGCAGGCCUUGCAGGCCUCCCAGGCGGAGCGGGACACUGCCCGGCUGGACAAAGAGCUGCUGGCCCAGCGACUGCAGGGUCUGGAGCAGGAGGCGGAGAACAAGAAACGCUCCCAGGACGACAGGACCAGGCAGCUGAAGAGCCUGGAGGAAAAGGUGUCGAGGCUCGAAGCUGAGUUAGACGAAGAGAAGAGCACCGUGGAGCUGCUGACGGAGCGGGUGAGCCGCAGCCGGGACCAGGUGGACCAGCUGAGGGCCGAGCUCAUGCAGGAGAGAUCUGCUCGGCAGGACCUGGAGUGCGACAAAAUCUCCUUGGAGAGACAGAACAAGGACCUGAAGACCCGGCUGGCCAGCUCAGAAGGCUUCCAGAAGCCCAGUGCCAGCCUGUCUCAGCUCGAGUCCCAGAAUCAGUUGUUGCAGGAGCGCCUGCAAGCUGAAGAGAGGGAGAAGACAGUCCUGCAGUCCACCAACCGAAAACUGGAGCGCAAAGUUAAAGAACUGUCCAUCCAGAUAGAUGAUGAGCGACAGCACGUCAAUGACCAGAAAGACCAGCUGAGCCUGAGGGUGAAGGCUUUGAAGCGGCAGGUCGAUGAGGCGGAAGAGGAAAUAGAGCGUUUGGACAGCCUGCGGAAGAAGGCGCAGCGGGAGCUGGAGGAGCAGCAUGAGGUCAACGAACAGCUGCAGGCCCGGAUCCAAUCCCUGGAGAAGGACGCCUGGCGCAAAGCCUCCCGCUCGGCCGCCUCCGCCUCAGUCCUCAAGCACGAGGGGCUGAGCUCCGACGACGACGAAGAGUUUGACGGCGUCUACGACCCCUCAUCCAUCGCCUCGCUGCUCACCGAGAGCAACCUGCAGACCAGCUCCUGUUAGCUCGAGGCCCUGAACGUCCGGUAUCCCAGCCCGCCCUGCUCGCCUUGCCUGCCCUGUCCGCCUCGGGCUCCUCUUCCCGUGGCCGGUCCAGUUUCCCGGAUCUGAGACGGGCAGGGGGCUGUGUCACAUGGCGAAGGAGACGGGAGGAAGCGGAGGAGGACGUUGGACCCUCCACUGCAGGAAUGGGCGUUCUAGGCUCCCUGAGUCCUCUUCGGUGCCGACCCCUCUUCCUGCUGCCUGAGAUGGACGAGCGGAAGGAUGGUCAGCUACAGGCUGAGGGGGCUGAAAAGGGUCAGGAAGAACAGAAAUCGCCACGUGCAUACAGCUUUAUUAUUUCUUUAGCCCCUAACCUUAUGGCUCAGGGAAAUACCCGAUGCCCUUCUGCUCCUGGAUUCCUGCAACCUAUUUUUCUCCCACUCUGAAGCAGGGUGCGGAAGCA
This is a messenger RNA of Fukomys damarensis (Damara mole-rat), 3430 nucleotides long. It is a transcript of the gene Cgn, whose product is annotated as cingulin. The transcript has 19 exons. The record is from RefSeq and is a predicted model, not a curated record. Lineage: Eukaryota; Metazoa; Chordata; Mammalia; Rodentia; Bathyergidae. Gene Ontology annotation, cellular component: myosin complex. The annotation marks the transcript as partial.